AAAAGCCGUAAAAAUGUAAUUAUGUAAAACGUAAACAUAAUUUAAAAAUCGGAUGUAACAAAAAAACAACAAUUAAGCGUUUGUAUGAAUAAACAUAGUACAUUCCCUAGAUUUUUUGUGCAAUGCAAAAAAAUACUGCCCCACACGGACAAAUGCCUUUUUUAUAUUAAUUUGCAUCAGCUUUCUAACACCAUUUUUUACAAUUGUCUUUUUAAGUGUAGGUUUUGCUGCUUGUGUGCGAAAUCGUCGGGUGGCUGCGCGGAGAGCAAAGCCGACAGCGGCAGGUGCGCGUUCCGCAGCUGCUCCGACGCGCUUUUAUCACCCCAGUGUCACCGCUGCACGCUCCCGUAUCAACCAGAAAAUUCAACCCGAAACAAAGUGAUAUGCAAUUAACGGAGGCCUGCAAAGUGCGUAUUAUUCCACCGCAACCCAUGAUCACAAACGAAUAUCUCAUUUUAAAAUAAGCCUAAGCGCCCCUGUGCGUUUCCAAAGCGCUACGCAGACUUCACACCAAACCGUUACUCCGCAAAAGGAGGGGUGCCCAAAAAUAAAAGAUCGCGGCGCCCUCCAGUACUCUAAACACACUUUAUUAGGCGAGUGGACAGCAUAAAUGCGAGCGAAGUUUUCUGAACAGAAGAUAGCGACAUUACAUUGCGAUCACGAUGCUGAUCUGGACCCAGCUGACUGCAAUCUUCCUAUUGACGGACUUCUUUACUGUUCAUACCGAGAAGAUAUUUCACACCAGAGACCGUUCCGAUGUUGAGCUGCACGCUCCGCACCACGCCGAGCUCAUAGUUGACACAGAUACUGCACGGCAAUUUCUGUCGAAGUAUGGCUUUCUGAAGUCACUCAGACUGGACGAAAGCCAAUCUGAAGAAGCAGACUAUAGCCCAGGUGGAGAGCGGCUUCACACGCGUAUUCAGGAAGGACGCGCUGCAUCUCGGGCGGGGAUUGAGAGCGAUGUUGGUGUCGACACCCCAGACUUCAUCUCAGGCCUCAGACAGUUCCAGGUCACGUCUGGCCUUCCAGAAACGGGCGUUUUUGAUGAUGCUACCAAAGCUGCAAUGAACAAGCCAAGGUGUGGAGUCCCAGACAGGGUAUCUCCCACUGCUUCAUCUGUGAAAGACAAUUCCUCAGGCUCAGCACCCGCUGACCCCUUAGCCAGUAAUGCUACAAUCAACGUCACAGAUAACCAAAGUGACCAGUCUCCAAAGCCGGCCAGCGCCCGAGAGAAGAGGCAUCUCCUAACCCUUCUGUCCAAGAGGAGGCCAAAACCGGAGGCCGGCAACCUCAGGCAGAUAGCCUUCUCCAAGCAGCUGCUGAAAUGGAGACUGUUUGGAGAAGGUUACAGCAGCCAGCUGUCCAUCGACGACCAGAGGUACAUCUUCAAGCUGGCCUUCCGGAUGUGGAGUGAAGUAUCUCCUCUAGAGUUCAUAGAGGACACGCUUUCACCCCUGGCUGAGAUUGACAUCAGGCUUGGGUUUGGGACUGGAAGACACUUGGGUUGUACUCAGGCUUUCGAUGGCGCUGGGCAGGAGUUCGCUCACGCGUGGUUUCUGGGCGAUAUUCACUUUGACGACGACGAACACUUCACCGCUCCCAACACCGGCUAUGGAAUCAGCCUUUUGAAGGUGGCCGUGCAUGAGAUCGGCCAUGUUCUGGGUCUGCCGCACAUCUUCCGGUCAGGCUCCAUCAUGCAGCCCAGCUACCUGCCACAGGACACCGGGUUCGAGAUCGACUGGCUGGACAGGAAAGCUAUUCAGAAGCUUUAUGGUGGGUGUAGAGGGCGCUUCAGCACAGUGUUCGACUGGAUCAGGAAAGAGCGGAGCCCGUAUGGUGAGGUCGUGGUCCGAUUCAACACCUACUUCAUGCGGGGCGGCUGGUACUGGAUGUAUGAGAACCGGAGUAAUAGAACCCGGUACGGAGACCCGGUGGCGGUACAGGUGGGAUGGCACGGUGUCCCUAGCAACGGCGUGGACGCCUAUGUGCACGUGUGGACAUGGACCACCGAUGCUGCCUACUUUUUUAAAGGUACUCAGUACUGGAGGUACGACAGUGAAAACGACCAGGCGUUUACUGAGGACUCUGAGGGCCGCAGGUACCCACGGCUCAUCUCCGAGGGCUUCCCUGGCGUACCCAGCCCCAUUGACACCGCCUUCUAUGACAGGAGGGACUUCCUAAUCUAUUUCUUCAAGGGCAUGGAUGUUUACACCUUUCACGUGGGGACACACGCCGUGGCUAGCGGCUACCCAAAGAAGAUCAAGGAGGCUUUCCCUGCCUUGGUGCCUGGUGACCACCCAGAGGGCCACUUGGAUGCAGCCUACUUCUCUUACACCCAUAAUGCCGUUUUCCUGCUGAAGGGCACACGCUUCUGGAGGGUCUUGGGCACCCGGGAACAGAGGCUCAAGCCCUCUCUCCCCCGAAAUAGCCUGCUGCCAGGCAAGGAGGUGGACCAGCAGUGGUUCGACAUCUGCGAUGUGCACAAAACUAACCUGAAGAUGGUGGGCUGACAAGAGAUACAGACAUUUUACCAUUUGUGCAACUUGUUUAAUCUUCCCUUCCCAUGAGACCAACCCUAAUUGAUUCCCUUAUUAAUCCAUUUCAUGUUUCAAUGGACCUUCAUGUUUCUAGACUAAACCUUCGCUGCUCAGUCUCAAUCAGUCCAUGUCUCGAGACUAACGCUUCAUUCCACUUUCAUAAUUUCUGUCCUUGACACAGAUGCAAUACCAACCGUUCUUUCCCACUUGUGGGAGUUUUGAUUACAAAAAAAAAUGUUCUG
Molecule: messenger RNA, 2779 nt
Organism: Brienomyrus brachyistius
Lineage: Eukaryota; Metazoa; Chordata; Actinopteri; Osteoglossiformes; Mormyridae
Gene: mmp21
Product: matrix metallopeptidase 21
Exons: 7
Coding region: 663-2510 (615 amino acids)
Biological process (GO): proteolysis; collagen catabolic process; extracellular matrix organization
Cellular component (GO): extracellular matrix
Molecular function (GO): metalloendopeptidase activity; zinc ion binding
Source: RefSeq, a predicted model, not a curated record